AUGGACAAAAGCGAGCCAUUUGUAUACGACGAGGUGUAUGACAAAACGCCAAAGCAGAGUCCCCAAGGCAACCAGACGUGGCCGAUGGAUAAGAUCCGGAAGAGCCGUUUUCAACCAAAAAUGUCGUCACUUUUGAGUCCGGUGACUCCUAAAAGGAACUAUACCAUUAGCAAUGCAAAGUCUCUCCUGAUGCAAUGCUUACGGGACUCAAAAUCAGAUCCUCUCCCUCGUAGGCGCUUCCCGGUUUCAUGCUCAGAUGAAGGAAUCUUGAUGGAUGGUGUUCUCGUCACAUCGGCCACUUCUGGAAAGAAGGUGUCCAGCUCUCUCGGAUGCUCAGGGGGUUCUUCAAUCUUCCAGAAGCAACACAAGAAAUAUGAGUUUAGCAGCCCAAAAAGCCAAACAGGAACAAACCUGCAGGAAACCACUGGAUUUCAGGAAUCUUCAGCUGAAAAGGAAAAGAUGUUGACAAUUAGUCCGUGUACACCAAAGGCUGCUAAUUCAUCAAAAUUGCAAGCUUCUGCGGAGCCAUUCACCCCCACACCGAGGUCUCCACCAAGACAAGCUUCUCCUUUUCCACCCCAGCAACUACCAUAUGAUCAUUAUAACCCGCUGUGUCCAUGGGAUCAUCCCCUGCACCUGCAGGCGUGCUCGUACUUGCACCGGCCUCGGCCUCCGUUCUACGUUUAUCAGAGACCACUACUUCUUCCGGUCUUACCCCAUGGGUCUAAAAUCUAUCAGCUAGAUUGUGCGACCAACUUUCCAAGCCUCACUGGCGACCCAACAACAACCAGAAUGUCACUACUUCCCACAACACCUCCCUCUAGCCACCCCAACACAAACACCAGCGAGCCACCUGUCCACACUCCCUUAUCUACUCCUCCUACAGCUAAUCUCAGCACCAGUAGUACCAGCAGCACCACCACCCAUGGCUCCUCACCUACUGUUGAUGGACUCGACACAGUGACAGAAAAACUAGACUUCUCUGACGAGCUUGAAACAAUGACUCGAGAACCAGACCUCUCUUCUCCACCUUCUGAUGGACUUGAUACAGUGACGCAAAUACCGGACUCGUCGUCACCUUCUGAUGGACUUGAUGCAGCGACGCACAAUCCAGACUUGUCUUCACCAUCUGAUGAGCUUCAAACAGUGGCGCAAAAUCUAGACUUGUCACCUUCUGUUGGACAUGAAACCGUGACGACAAAGACAGACUGGUCACCUUCUGAUGAUAAACUCCCAACAUUCACACAAGAAGAAAAUGAUUUUACGAAAUCACAGGGCAGGGUCCUGCCAGAUAGUGCUUUCCAGCUUUACAAAUUUAGAGGAAGCAGAAUGUCAUGUUUCAAAGAUAUUUGCACAGAGGUGGAGGAGGAGGACCAGUAA
Molecule: messenger RNA, 1380 nt
Organism: Eutrema salsugineum
Lineage: Eukaryota; Viridiplantae; Streptophyta; Magnoliopsida; Brassicales; Brassicaceae
Product: mucin-2
Exons: 5
Coding region: 1-1380 (459 amino acids)
Source: RefSeq, a predicted model, not a curated record